AUGACUAACAAGAAGAACAAGCAGGCAAAGAAAAAGCAAACUCAGGCCAAUGGGGUCAAUGGGGUCACCAAAGAUGAACAAAUAAUAAUAGAUCCUCCGCAGAGCCCAAUAAAGUCUGACGGACCAUCCUCACCUCCCCCCUCACCUCUCAAACCUGCGGUAGCUUCACCAUCAGCACCAGCUAAGCCGGCCAACAAUACUGCACAAGCGGAAAAGCGUAAAGAGGAAGGUAAUGUUGCGUUCAAAGCUAAACGAUAUGGAGAAGCUAUCGAUUUGUAUACCAAAGCCAUCGCGCAUGUUGUGCCAGAUUUGAAUCCUUCUGAGCCAGCCUUCCUGACAAACCGUGCUGCCUCAUACAUGGCAUUGAAGCGCUUCCGACUGGCGCUGAGCGACUGUCAGCAAGCAGCUACUCUCCAGGCCGAAUCUCCGUCAUCUAAAACCCUCAUCCGCCUUGCUCGUUGUCAAUUUGCCCUAGGAUCUUCUUCUCCUGCUCUAUCAACUUUGCGCACGGUCCUGGCCCUCGAACCACAAAGCCAAAAUUGCAAAACGCCAGCGCGAAAAGAACUUGGCAUGGAAUGGGGUAUGGCACGACUGGCCCUCGAUAAAUGCUUGCAAAGUAUUGACGGAGAAGGUGGUGAGAUACCCACGGAGUGGCGUUUGUCGAGAGUGGAACUUGAACUGGCCAGGGGAAGUUGGGAAGCAGCCAACAUUGCCGCAAAUGAUGCAUAUCGACUUGAGCCCAACUCGCCGGAAGUGCUAGCUCUUCGGGGGUUAGUAUUUUUCUUAUGCGGUAAAUUACCUCAAGCCCUUCAGCAUGUGCAAUCAGCCCUGCGAUUAGAUCCAGCACAUGAACCUGCACAGCGGCUAAGAAAACGUGUGAAAGAUGUGGAAAGACUCAAAGAAGAAGGUAAUCAAGCUUUCAAAUCAAAUAGAUUAGAAGAAGCGAUCGAAAAGUACACCGAGACCUUGGAGAGAAUAGGUAAUUCAGAAGAAGAGGGAAAAGGUGGACAGAUCCGUGCAACGCUACUUUCAAACCGUGCCACAACACUAGUCAAGCUAUCACGCCAUGAAGACGCUCUAGUAGAUACAGAGGAAUCUUUGAAAUUGCUACCAACGUCUUUCAAAGCUCUUCGCACUCGAGCUCGCAUUAAUCUACACUUGGAAAAAUUCGAUGCGGCGGUAGCGGAUUUUAAAACAUCAAUAGAGCAAGCCGGGUUUGAAGGUAGCGACGCUGAAGUGCGUGCUCUUCAAGUGGAGCUCAAGAAGGCCGAAGCUGCGCUCAAGCGGAGCAAGACGAAAGACUACUAUAAAAUUCUCGGUAUACCCCGAGACUGCUCGGAGGCAGAAAUAAAGAAAGGUUACCGCAGAGAAAGUUUAAAACACCACCCAGACAAGGGAGGAGACGAAGAGAAAUUCAAGUUGGUAGUAGAAGCAAACGCCGUUCUGUCUGAUCCCCAGCGGCGACAACGAUACGAUAUGGGCGAAGAUGAAGACGGCCAGAACGAUUCUGGAAUGGGCGGUAUGGGCGGUAUGAAUCCGAUGGAUUUUGCAGAGGUAUUCGCCCAGAUGCAUGGCGGAGGUUUUGGCAGAGGAGGGGGUGGCGGGCAUUCAUAUUCCUACUCCAAUUUCGGAGGAGGACCAAGGGGCCAUUCGCACGGAUUUCAUUUCUAG
This is a messenger RNA of Serpula lacrymans var. lacrymans S7.9, 1671 nucleotides long. RefSeq lists its product as uncharacterized. The transcript is spliced from 9 exons. Bases 1 to 1671 code for a protein of 556 amino acids. The record is from RefSeq and is a predicted model, not a curated record. Lineage: Eukaryota; Fungi; Basidiomycota; Agaricomycetes; Boletales; Serpulaceae. Gene Ontology annotation, molecular function: protein binding.